AAUUUGGUGAAAUCAGUAUGAAUUCAUUAUUGAGUUCAAUCAUCAUUUUGGUAUUUUCGGUAUGGUUAAGUGUAAUUUUUGCAGUUAACGUAAAGCCCAAACCAAAUCAAGAUGAUUACUGUAAUCUAAAUUGUACAAAUGGUCCAAAUGUAGGAUGCACAAAACCGGAUGUACCAAGCGACUGUCAAAACUUUAAACUUGUUAAUAUAACAGAACGUAUGAAAAAAGCAUUUUUAAAUGCACACAAUAGAAAGAGAAGACUUGUUGCAGCUGGAAAAGGUCUUCUGAAAGAUGGUGUACAUACUCCAAUUGCUGCAAAAAUGCCAAACUUAACGUGGAAUAUAGCGCUCGCCAAAUUAGCAGAAUAUAACGUGAAGCAAUGCGAAAUGAAGCACGAUUGUGCUAAAACUAGACAUGGUCAUACUGGUCAAAACUUAUUUUUCUAUGGCACUACUCUCAGUCCCAUAACAAACUCAACUAUAGCCAAAAUGGCAGUUGAGGGUUGGUAUUCUGAAAGCAAAGAUACGAGAUUGGAAGAUAUCAAGAAAUUGACUACUAUCUAUCCUAAUGGUAAACCCAUUGGACAUUAUACCCAAUUGAUCUGGGGUAAUACAACAAAAGUAGGAUGUGCUGUCAGUACUUAUAAAAAACACUCAAAUGGAAAUAUGUUUAAUAUGACUCUUGUGGCUUGCAACUAUAGAGGUGGAAAUAUGCUUGAGGAAGCAGUAUAUCAAAUCAAAGAUGCAAAAAAUCCAAAAUCCAAAAAUCAAACUAAGAACAACAAAAAACCAAAACAAAAAAUGCCAAAAUAGAGCUUCUUGAAAACCAGCAAUAGAGUUUUUACUGCUAAAUUGAGACUGAGAAAAACAGUUUUUAAACGUUUUAUAAAUAUAUUUUUAUGAAAAAUAUUAUUUAUUAAGUAGUUGUUAUUGUGUUUGAAAUAAAUUUGAAUUUACAAAAA
This is a messenger RNA of Ctenocephalides felis (cat flea), 961 nucleotides long. Its product is annotated as venom allergen 5-like. Gene Ontology annotation, cellular component: extracellular region. The record is from RefSeq and is a predicted model, not a curated record. Lineage: Eukaryota; Metazoa; Arthropoda; Insecta; Siphonaptera; Pulicidae.